Homo sapiens (human) is the source of this 19969-nucleotide messenger RNA. RefSeq names its product PKHD1 like 1 (gene PKHD1L1). Gene Ontology annotation, cellular component: stereocilium tip; stereocilium membrane; membrane. Bases 121 to 12852 code for a protein of 4243 amino acids. Lineage: Eukaryota; Metazoa; Chordata; Mammalia; Primates; Hominidae. The record is from RefSeq and is marked validated. The transcript is spliced from 78 exons.
GUUCCCCAGCUCUCCCGGGACGAAGCGGGCCCGCCAGCGAGUCGCAGUCCCAGGAGCCGAGCUCCAGCACUAGAGCCAGCUGCGAGCGGAGGGCACCAACUCCGCAGAACUGGCUUUUCAAUGGGACACCUGUGGCUCCUGGGUAUUUGGGGCCUCUGUGGGCUGCUCCUGUGUGCCGCGGAUCCCAGCACAGAUGGCUCUCAAAUAAUCCCCAAAGUCACAGAAAUAAUACCUAAAUAUGGCAGUAUAAAUGGAGCAACAAGGCUGACUAUAAGAGGGGAAGGUUUUUCUCAAGCAAACCAGUUUAACUAUGGAGUUGAUAACGCUGAGUUGGGAAACAGUGUGCAAUUAAUUUCUUCUUUCCAGUCAAUUACUUGUGAUGUAGAAAAAGAUGCAAGUCAUUCAACUCAAAUUACAUGCUAUACUAGAGCAAUGCCGGAAGAUUCCUACACUGUUAGAGUCAGUGUGGACGGGGUUCCUGUUACGGAAAAUAACACCUGCAAAGGUCACAUCAACAGCUGGGAAUGUACCUUCAACGCAAAAAGUUUUAGAACCCCAACAAUAAGAAGCAUCACACCUUUAUCUGGAACUCCAGGUACACUAAUAACAAUCCAAGGCAGAAUCUUCACUGAUGUCUAUGGAAGUAAUAUUGCACUAAGCUCAAAUGGGAAAAAUGUUAGGAUUUUGAGAGUUUACAUUGGAGGAAUGCCCUGUGAGCUUCUCAUACCACAAUCUGAUAAUUUAUAUGGUCUAAAACUGGAUCAUCCAAAUGGAGAUAUGGGUUCUAUGGUUUGUAAGACGACUGGAACUUUUAUUGGUCAUCACAAUGUCAGCUUCAUCUUAGAUAAUGAUUAUGGAAGGAGUUUUCCACAGAAAAUGGCAUAUUUUGUUUCUUCUCUCAAUAAAAUUGCAAUGUUUCAAACAUAUGCAGAGGUCACCAUGAUUUUCCCUUCACAAGGAAGCAUUCGAGGUGGCACCACGCUGACAAUAAGUGGGCGUUUCUUUGAUCAGACAGAUUUCCCCGUCAGAGUUCUAGUUGGAGGUGAACCUUGUGAUAUUUUGAAUGUCACAGAAAAUAGUAUAUGUUGCAAGACACCCCCCAAACCUCAUAUUCUCAAAACUGUAUAUCCAGGAGGGAGAGGCCUGAAGCUUGAGGUGUGGAAUAAUAGCCGUCCAAUACGUUUGGAAGAGAUACUGGAAUACAAUGAAAAAACGCCUGGGUACAUGGGUGCCAGUUGGGUAGAUUCAGCUUCCUAUAUUUGGCUCAUGGAACAAGACACAUUUGUUGCACGCUUUAGUGGAUUUUUGGUGGCUCCAGAUUCUGAUGUUUAUAGAUUCUACAUCAAGGGUGAUGACCGUUAUGCUAUUUAUUUUAGCCAGACUGGACUUCCAGAAGAUAAGGUGAGGAUUGCAUAUCAUUCUGCUAAUGCCAACAGUUAUUUUUCCAGUCCAACACAAAGAUCAGAUGAUAUUCAUCUGCAGAAAGGAAAAGAAUACUAUAUUGAAAUCUUGCUGCAGGAGUACAGAUUAAGUGCAUUUGUUGAUGUUGGACUGUACCAGUAUCGAAAUGUUUAUACUGAACAACAAACAGGAGAUGCAGUGAAUGAAGAACAAGUUAUCAAAUCCCAGUCGACAAUCCUCCAGGAAGUACAGGUUAUAACAUUGGAAAACUGGGAAACAACUAAUGCAAUUAAUGAGGUUCAGAAGAUCAAGGUAACCAGCCCAUGUGUGGAAGCUAAUUCAUGUUCACUUUACCAAUAUAGAUUAAUCUAUAAUAUGGAAAAAACUGUCUUCCUACCUGCUGAUGCUUCUGAAUUCAUACUGCAAUCAGCCUUGAAUGACCUCUGGUCUAUAAAACCGGACACAGUUCAAGUAAUAAGAACACAAAAUCCCCAGAGCUAUGUCUACAUGGUAACAUUCAUAUCAACUAGAGGAGACUUUGAUCUGCUUGGUUAUGAAGUAGUUGAAGGGAAUAAUGUCACACUGGAUAUUACAGAACAAACCAAAGGAAAACCCAACUUGGAGACAUUCACACUGAAUUGGGAUGGGAUCGCUUCUAAGCCACUCACUCUAUGGUCAUCAGAAGCUGAAUUUCAGGGAGCAGUGGAAGAAAUGGUUAGCACUAAGUGUCCACCACAAAUUGCAAAUUUUGAAGAAGGAUUUGUUGUGAAAUAUUUCAGAGACUAUGAAACUGAUUUUAAUCUGGAACAUAUUAACAGAGGGCAGAAGACAGCUGAAACCGAUGCUUACUGUGGUCGUUAUUCCCUGAAAAACCCAGCUGUUCUUUUUGACUCAGCAGAUGUUAAACCAAACAGACGACCAUAUGGAGAUAUUUUAUUGUUUCCUUAUAAUCAGUUAUGUUUAGCAUACAAAGGAUUCCUGGCAAAUUAUAUUGGUCUAAAAUUUCAGUACCAAGACAAUAGCAAGAUUACUAGAAGCACUGAUACACAGUUUACAUACAACUUUGCUUAUGGAAACAACUGGACUUACACUUGCAUAGACCUUCUGGAUCUCGUAAGAACGAAAUACACUGGGACAAAUGUUUCUCUUCAGAGGAUUAGCUUACAUAAAGCAUCAGAAUCACAGUCCUUCUAUGUGGAUGUAGUGUACAUUGGACACACAUCUACAAUCUCAACAUUGGAUGAAAUGCCCAAGAGAAGACUUCCUGCAUUAGCAAAUAAAGGAAUAUUCUUAGAGCACUUUCAGGUGAAUCAGACCAAAACAAAUGGGCCAACUAUGACAAACCAAUAUUCUGUUACCAUGACUUCAUACAAUUGCAGUUACAAUAUACCCAUGAUGGCUGUGAGCUUUGGGCAGAUAAUCACACAUGAGACAGAGAACGAGUUUGUCUACAGAGGAAAUAAUUGGCCAGGCGAGUCAAAAAUUCAUAUUCAAAGAAUUCAAGCUGCAUCUCCACCUCUAAGUGGCAGCUUUGACAUUCAAGCUUAUGGACAUAUUCUUAAAGGCCUCCCCGCUGCUGUGUCAGCUGCAGAUCUGCAGUUUGCACUCCAGAGUCUGGAGGGAAUGGGAAGAAUCUCAGUUACACGAGAGGGAACCUGUGCUGGCUACGCGUGGAACAUCAAAUGGAGAAGCACCUGCGGAAAGCAGAAUCUUCUACAGAUUAAUGAUUCCAACAUUAUUGGAGAAAAGGCUAAUAUGACAGUUACAAGGAUAAAGGAAGGUGGCUUAUUCAGACAACAUGUACUUGGAGACCUACUUCGUACACCCAGUCAACAGCCACAGGUUGAAGUCUAUGUCAAUGGAAUUCCAGCUAAAUGUUCAGGUGACUGUGGAUUUACAUGGGAUUCCAACAUUACUCCCCUAGUCUUGGCGAUAAGCCCUUCUCAAGGGUCCUAUGAAGAAGGCACAAUUCUAACCAUAGUGGGUUCUGGAUUUUCUCCUAGUUCAGCUGUAACAGUCUCAGUUGGACCAGUAGGUUGUUCUCUUCUUUCUGUGGAUGAAAAAGAGCUCAAGUGCCAGAUUCUGAAUGGAAGUGCUGGACAUGCCCCCGUUGCUGUGUCCAUGGCUGAUGUUGGACUAGCACAGAAUGUAGGGGGUGAAGAGUUCUACUUUGUUUAUCAGAGUCAGAUCUCACAUAUCUGGCCUGAUUCUGGAAGCAUAGCAGGUGGUACUCUACUGACUUUAUCUGGAUUUGGCUUUAAUGAAAAUUCAAAGGUAUUAGUUGGAAAUGAAACCUGCAAUGUGAUUGAAGGGGAUUUGAAUAGGAUAACCUGCAGGACACCAAAAAAAACUGAGGGUACAGUUGAUAUUUCAGUUACUACCAAUGGAUUUCAAGCCACAGCAAGGGAUGCUUUUAGUUAUAAUUGUUUACAGACACCAAUUAUAACUGAUUUUAGUCCAAAAGUACGAACAAUACUAGGAGAAGUUAAUUUAACAAUUAAGGGCUAUAAUUUUGGAAAUGAACUCACACAAAACAUGGCGGUGUAUGUUGGAGGAAAAACCUGCCAGAUUCUUCACUGGAACUUCACAGAUAUUAGAUGCCUUUUGCCCAAGUUGUCUCCUGGAAAACAUGAUAUCUAUGUAGAAGUCAGAAACUGGGGUUUUGCAUCAACAAGAGACAAAUUAAAUUCUUCAAUACAGUAUGUUUUAGAAGUGACCAGCAUGUUUCCACAAAGAGGCUCCUUGUUUGGUGGAACUGAAAUCACCAUAAGGGGUUUUGGAUUCAGCACAAUACCAGCUGAGAAUACCGUGCUGUUAGGGUCCAUCCCUUGCAAUGUUACAUCAUCAUCAGAAAAUGUCAUAAAAUGUAUUCUUCAUUCAACUGGGAAUAUAUUCAGGAUUACCAACAAUGGGAAAGAUUCAGUACAUGGAUUAGGUUAUGCCUGGUCACCACCAGUCCUAAAUGUGUCUGUGGGGGACACAGUGGCAUGGCAUUGGCAAACACAUCCGUUUCUUAGAGGGAUAGGAUAUAGGAUUUUUUCUGUCUCCAGUCCUGGAAGUGUAAUUUAUGAUGGCAAAGGAUUCACAAGUGGAAGACAAAAAUCUACAUCAGGUUCAUUUUCUUACCAAUUUACUUCUCCUGGAAUCCAUUAUUAUAGCAGCGGGUAUGUUGAUGAGGCUCACUCCAUUUUUCUCCAAGGAGUCAUUAAUGUUUUACCAGCUGAAACCAGACACAUUCCCUUGCACCUGUUUGUGGGUCGCUCUGAAGCCACAUAUGCUUAUGGAGGACCUGAGAAUUUGCACUUGGGAAGCUCUGUGGCAGGCUGCCUAGCAACAGAACCCCUGUGCAGCCUGAACAAUACCAGGGUUAAAAAUUCAAAAAGAUUGCUAUUUGAGGUUUCAAGUUGUUUUUCACCAUCUAUAAGCAACAUUACUCCGUCCACUGGAACAGUAAAUGAACUAAUAACAAUUAUUGGACAUGGCUUUAGUAAUCUCCCAUGGGCUAAUAAGGUUACAAUUGGUAGCUACCCCUGUGUCGUAGAAGAAAGUAGUGAGGAUUCAAUUACAUGUCAUAUUGACCCUCAAAACUCAAUGGAUGUUGGUAUCAGGGAAACUGUCACUUUGACUGUCUACAACCUGGGCACUGCUAUCAAUACGUUGUCCAAUGAAUUUGAUAGGCGAUUUGUACUUUUGCCAAACAUUGACCUGGUGUUGCCAAAUGCAGGAUCAACUACAGGAAUGACAAGCGUGACCAUAAAAGGCUCUGGAUUUGCCGUUUCUUCUGCAGGUGUAAAAGUCCUUAUGGGUCAUUUCCCAUGUAAAGUUCUAUCAGUGAAUUAUACGGCCAUUGAAUGUGAAACAUCCCCUGCUGCCCAACAGCUUGUGGAUGUAGAUCUUCUAAUACAUGGAGUGCCUGCCCAGUGCCAGGGAAACUGCACCUUUUCAUACUUAGAAAGCAUCACUCCUUACAUAACAGGAGUCUUCCCAAACUCUGUCAUAGGAUCUGUAAAAGUUCUUAUUGAAGGAGAAGGUUUGGGGACUGUUUUGGAGGACAUUGCUGUUUUCAUUGGAAAUCAACAGUUCAGAGCAAUAGAGGUUAAUGAAAACAACAUCACUGCUCUUGUGACUCCUCUCCCAGUUGGACAUCAUUCUGUUAGUGUUGUGGUGGGAAGUAAAGGCUUGGCUCUGGGAAACCUGACUGUCAGCAGCCCCCCAGUAGCAUCUCUAUCACCAACUUCUGGAAGCAUUGGUGGUGGAACUACACUGGUGAUCACAGGAAAUGGCUUCUAUCCAGGCAACACUACAGUCACUAUUGGGGAUGAACCUUGUCAAAUUAUUUCCAUCAACCCCAAUGAAGUCUACUGCCGCACUCCCGCUGGGACCACUGGAAUGGUCGAUGUUAAAAUCUUUGUUAAUACAAUUGCUUAUCCACCUUUGCUUUUUACAUAUGCCCUGGAGGAUACUCCAUUUCUCAGAGGAAUUAUCCCAAGCAGAGGUCCACCAGGAACUGAAAUUGAGAUCACUGGAUCCAACUUUGGCUUUGAGAUCUUGGAAAUCUCCGUGAUGAUAAAUAACAUUCAGUGUAAUGUAACCAUGGCCAAUGAUAGUGUGGUGCAGUGCAUCGUGGGAGAUCAUGCUGGGGGCACAUUUCCUGUUAUGAUGCAUCAUAAGACAAAAGGCUCAGCCAUGUCCACAGUUGUAUUUGAGUACCCGCUUAAUAUUCAAAAUAUUAAUCCAAGCCAAGGGAGCUUUGGUGGGGGUCAAACCAUGACUGUGACAGGCACCGGAUUUAAUCCACAAAAUUCAAUUAUAUUAGUUUGUGGCUCAGAAUGUGCAAUUGACAGGCUUAGAUCUGAUUACACAACACUAUUAUGUGAAAUUCCAUCUAAUAAUGGCACGGGAGCUGAGCAAGCCUGUGAAGUGAGUGUGGUUAAUGGGAAAGAUUUGUCACAGUCCAUGACUCCGUUUACGUACGCAGUGUCACUGACUCCACUCAUCACUGCAGUAUCUCCUAAGAGAGGCAGUACAGCAGGGGGCACCAGACUGACAGUCGUGGGAUCAGGAUUCAGUGAAAAUAUGGAGGAUGUUCAUAUCACCAUAGCUGAAGCCAAAUGUGAUGUUGAGUAUUCCAACAAGACACACAUCAUCUGCAUGACAGAUGCCCAUACUCUAUCAGGGUGGGCUCCAGUUUGUGUCCACAUCAGAGGUGUCGGCAUGGCCAAACUGGAUAAUGCUGACUUUCUUUAUGUUGAUGCCUGGUCCUCCAAUUUCUCAUGGGGGGGAAAAUCUCCCCCAGAAGAAGGAUCUCUUGUUGUUAUUACAAAAGGACAGACCAUUCUGCUGGAUCAAAGCACCCCUAUUUUGAAAAUGUUGCUUAUUCAGGGUGGGACUCUAAUAUUUGAUGAAGCUGACAUUGAACUCCAGGCAGAAAAUAUUCUAAUUACAGAUGGAGGUGUUCUUCAGAUUGGAACAGAGACAUCCCCAUUCCAACACAAGGCUGUCAUUACCUUGCAUGGUCACCUGCGAUCUCCUGAGCUCCCUGUCUAUGGUGCCAAAACACUGGCUGUGCGGGAGGGAAUCCUGGAUCUGCACGGUGUGCCUGUUCCUGUGACCUGGACUCGCUUGGCUCAUACUGCAAAGGCAGGGGAAAGAAUUUUAAUUUUACAAGAAGCAGUAACAUGGAAACCAGGAGAUAACAUUGUAAUUGCAAGCACAGGACACAGACACAGUCAAGGAGAGAAUGAAAAAAUGACCAUUGCAUCUGUGUCUGCUGAUGGCAUAAACAUAACACUAAGUAACCCACUAAAUUACACACACUUAGGAAUUACGGUCACACUCCCUGAUGGAACUCUGUUUGAAGCAAGAGCAGAAGUUGGAAUUCUUACAAGAAAUAUUUUAAUAAGAGGAUCUGAUAAUGUUGAGUGGAAUAACAAAAUUCCUGCAUGUCCUGAUGGAUUUGACACAGGAGAAUUUGCUACACAGACCUGUCUCCAAGGAAAGUUUGGAGAAGAAAUAGGAAGUGACCAAUUUGGAGGCUGCGUUAUGUUUCAUGCUCCUGUACCUGGUGCUAACAUGGUAACUGGGAGAAUAGAAUAUGUAGAGGUAUUCCAUGCUGGCCAGGCUUUCCGGUUGGGGCGAUAUCCAAUACAUUGGCACCUGCUUGGAGACUUACAGUUUAAAUCUUAUGUAAGAGGCUGUGCAAUUCACCAGGCCUAUAACAGAGCUGUUACUAUUCAUAACACACACCAUCUUCUGGUUGAGAGGAAUAUUAUAUAUGAUAUUAAGGGAGGAGCAUUUUUUAUAGAAGAUGGUAUUGAACAUGGCAAUAUCCUCCAGUAUAACUUGGCAGUAUUUGUACAGCAAAGUACCAGUCUUCUGAAUGAUGAUGUGACCCCGGCUGCAUUUUGGGUCACCAACCCGAACAAUACCAUACGACACAAUGCUGUUGCUGGUGGCACUCACUUUGGCUUUUGGUACCGGAUGAACAACCACCCUGAUGGGCCAUCCUAUGACAGAAACAUUUGUCAAAAAAGAGUUCCCCUUGGCGAAUUUUUUAACAAUACUGUCCAUUCUCAAGGUUGGUUUGGAAUGUGGAUCUUUGAGGAAUAUUUCCCCAUGCAAACGGGAUCUUGUACAUCUACAGUGCCUGCACCUGCAAUAUUUAACUCACUUACUACUUGGAAUUGUCAAAAAGGAGCUGAAUGGGUCAAUGGAGGUGCCCUUCAGUUCCAUAACUUUGUGAUGGUGAAUAACUAUGAGGCUGGAAUUGAGACUAAGAGGAUCCUGGCUCCUUAUGUUGGAGGGUGGGGUGAAACCAAUGGAGCGGUGAUUAAAAAUGCCAAAAUAGUCGGCCAUCUUGAUGAACUGGGAAUGGGGUCUGCAUUUUGCACAGCAAAAGGCCUGGUUCUCCCAUUUAGUGAAGGCUUGACUGUCUCUUCUGUGCACUUUAUGAACUUUGACCGUCCCAACUGUGUAGCUUUGGGAGUGACAUCCAUCUCUGGAGUUUGUAAUGACAGAUGUGGGGGUUGGAGUGCAAAGUUUGUUGACGUCCAGUAUUCUCACACACCGAACAAGGCUGGCUUUCGCUGGGAACAUGAAAUGGUAAUGAUUGAUGUUGAUGGCUCACUUACAGGGCACAAAGGACAUACCGUCAUUCCACACAGCUCAUUGCUAGACCCUUCUCAUUGUACUCAGGAAGCUGAGUGGAGCAUUGGGUUCCCUGGAUCAGUCUGUGAUGCUUCAGUCAGCUUUCACCGUUUAGCGUUCAACCAGCCUUCUCCAGUAUCUCUGCUUGAAAAGGAUGUGGUUCUUUCAGACUCUUUUGGCACAAGCAUUAUUCCAUUUCAGAAGAAACGACUGACUCAUAUGUCUGGAUGGAUGGCUCUGAUUCCAAAUGCAAAUCACAUUAACUGGUAUUUUAAAGGUGUGGAUCACAUAACCAACAUUUCAUAUACAUCGACAUUCUAUGGAUUCAAGGAAGAAGACUAUGUAAUUAUAUCACAUAACUUCACUCAAAAUCCUGACAUGUUUAAUAUUAUUGAUAUGAGGAAUGGUUCCUCAAAUCCAUUGAAUUGGAAUACUAGCAAGAAUGGGGACUGGCACCUUGAAGCAAACACUAGUACUCUAUAUUACUUGGUGUCAGGAAGAAAUGACCUUCAUCAGAGUCAGCUCAUUUCUGGGAACCUGGAUCCUGAUGUGAAAGACGUUGUUAUUAAUUUCCAAGCUUACUGUUGUAUUCUCCAGGAUUGCUUUCCUGUACAUCCGCCAUCAAGAAAACCAAUUCCCAAGAAGCGACCAGCCACAUAUAAUUUAUGGUCAAAUGAUUCUUUUUGGCAAUCAUCACGAGAAAAUAAUUAUACUGUACCUCACCCAGGGGCAAAUGUGAUUAUACCUGAAGGAACAUGGAUUGUAGCUGACAUAGAUAUGCCAUCAAUGGAAAGACUCAUUAUUUGGGGGGUUCUAGAACUGGAAGAUAAAUACAAUGUAGGAGCUGCAGAAUCUUCUUACAGAGAAGUUGUUUUGAAUGCUACCUACAUAUCACUGCAGGGAGGUAGAUUAAUCGGUGGCUGGGAAGAUAACCCUUUUAAAGGAGACUUAAAGAUUGUUCUUAGAGGAAAUCAUACUACACAAGACUGGGCUCUUCCAGAAGGACCAAAUCAAGGGGCAAAGGUCUUAGGGGUGUUUGGUGAGCUGGAUCUUCAUGGAAUUCCACAUUCAAUAUAUAAAACUAAGCUCUCAGAAACUGCAUUUGCAGGUUCCAAAGUCCUGUCUCUGAUGGAUGCUGUGGAUUGGCAGGAGGGAGAAGAGAUUGUGAUAACAACCACAAGCUACGAUUUCCACCAGACAGAAACAAGAAGUAUCGUUAAAAUCCUGCAUGAUCAUAAAAUUCUCAUUCUUAAUGAUAGCCUUUCCUAUACUCACUUUGCUGAAAAAUACCAUGUCCCUGGAACUGGUGAGAGCUACACGUUAGCAGCUGAUGUUGGGAUACUGAGUAGGAACAUCAAAAUAGUUGGUGAAGAUUACCCCGGUUGGUCUGAGGACUCUUUUGGAGCACGCGUACUGGUUGGCUCAUUCACUGAAAAUAUGAUGACAUUUAAAGGAAAUGCAAGAAUAAGUAAUGUGGAAUUUUAUCACAGUGGUCAAGAAGGCUUCAGGGAUAGCACAGAUCCAAGAUAUGCUGUAACGUUUCUUAACCUAGGACAGAUUCAAGAACAUGGCUCAUCUUAUAUUCGAGGCUGUGCUUUUCACCAUGGCUUCUCUCCAGCAAUUGGUGUAUUUGGGACAGAUGGAUUGGACAUAGAUGACAACAUCAUUCACUUUACAGUGGGGGAAGGCAUAAGAAUAUGGGGGAAUGCCAACCGAGUCCGAGGGAAUUUGAUUGCACUUUCGGUUUGGCCAGGAACCUAUCAGAACAGAAAAGAUUUAAGUUCAACUCUCUGGCAUGCAGCAAUUGAGAUAAAUAGAGGGACCAAUACAGUUUUACAGAAUAAUGUAGUGGCUGGAUUUGGAAGAGCAGGAUACCGCAUUGAUGGUGAACCUUGCCCAGGCCAGUUUAAUCCUGUGGAAAAGUGGUUUGACAAUGAAGCCCAUGGAGGUUUAUAUGGGAUCUAUAUGAACCAAGAUGGCCUUCCUGGAUGUUCUCUUAUACAAGGAUUUACCAUUUGGACAUGCUGGGAUUAUGGAAUUUAUUUUCAGACCACAGAGAGUGUGCACAUUUAUAAUGUGACCCUGGUUGACAAUGGAAUGGCCAUUUUUCCAAUGAUUUACAUGCCAGCUGCUAUAUCACACAAAAUUUCCAGUAAAAAUGUACAAAUUAAGAGCUCAUUAAUUGUUGGAAGUAGCCCUGGGUUUAAUUGCUCUGAUGUCCUAACUAAUGAUGAUCCUAAUAUUGAACUCACUGCUGCUCAUCGGAGUCCUAGAUCUCCAUCAGGUGGGAGAAGUGGGAUUUGUUGGCCUACCUUUGCUUCAGCUCAUAACAUGGCACCCCGAAAGCCCCAUGCAGGAAUCAUGAGUUACAAUGCCAUCAGUGGCCUUUUGGACAUCUCAGGUUCAACAUUUGUUGGAUUUAAGAAUGUUUGUUCAGGGGAAACUAAUGUUAUAUUCAUUACUAACCCUUUAAAUGAGGAUUUACAGCAUCCAAUCCAUGUGAAGAAUAUAAAACUGGUUGAUACCACUGAACAAUCAAAAAUAUUUAUACAUAGGCCUGAUAUAAGUAAGGUCAAUCCAUCUGAUUGUGUAGACAUGGUUUGUGAUGCCAAGAGGAAAUCUUUUCUUAGAGACAUAGAUGGCUCCUUUCUGGGGAAUGCUGGUUCUGUGAUACCUCAAGCAGAAUAUGAAUGGGACGGAAACAGCCAAGUAGGAAUUGGAGACUACAGAAUUCCUAAGGCGAUGCUCACAUUCUUGAAUGGAAGUAGAAUUCCUGUCACUGAGAAAGCACCUCAUAAAGGAAUUAUUAGAGAUUCAACCUGUAAGUACCUUCCAGAGUGGCAGAGCUAUCAGUGCUUUGGGAUGGAAUAUGCAAUGAUGGUUAUUGAAAGUCUGGAUCCUGACACAGAAACUCGAAGACUUUCCCCAGUGGCUAUAAUGGGCAACGGUUAUGUUGAUCUUAUUAAUGGCCCACAGGAUCAUGGCUGGUGUGCUGGAUAUACAUGCCAGAGAAGGCUGUCCCUGUUUCACAGCAUUGUGGCUCUGAACAAAUCUUAUGAAGUUUACUUCACUGGCACCAGUCCUCAGAAUCUUCGACUGAUGUUGCUUAAUGUUGAUCAUAACAAGGCUGUUCUAGUAGGAAUUUUCUUUUCCACACUUCAACGUUUGGAUGUCUAUGUGAACAACUUAUUGGUCUGUCCAAAAACUACAAUAUGGAAUGCCCAGCAGAAACACUGUGAACUUAAUAACCAUCUGUACAAAGACCAAUUCCUUCCUAACCUGGAUUCCACUGUCCUUGGUGAAAACUACUUUGAUGGAACCUACCAGAUGCUUUAUCUUUUGGUUAAAGGAACUAUACCUGUUGAAAUUCACACUGCCACAGUGAUAUUUGUUUCUUUCCAAUUAUCUGUUGCAACAGAAGAUGACUUUUAUACCUCUCACAAUCUGGUUAAAAAUCUUGCCUUGUUCCUAAAGAUACCAAGUGACAAAAUCCGUAUCAGCAAAAUAAGAGGGAAGAGUCUGAGGAGGAAGAGAUCCAUGGGAUUCAUAAUUGAAAUAGAGAUUGGAGACCCUCCUAUUCAGUUCAUAAGCAAUGGCACCACAGGUCAGAUGCAGUUAUCUGAACUCCAGGAAAUUGCUGGUUCUCUUGGACAAGCUGUAAUUUUAGGAAACAUCAGUAGUAUCCUUGGAUUUAACAUUUCGUCCAUGUCUAUUACUAAUCCCCUCCCCAGCCCAAGUGACUCUGGGUGGAUUAAGGUGACUGCCCAGCCAGUUGAAAGGUCUGCAUUUCCUGUUCAUCACGUGGCCUUCGUGUCCUCACUCUUAGUGAUCACUCAGCCGGUGGCAGCACAGCCAGGACAGCCAUUUCCUCAGCAGCCUUCGGUAAAGGCAACAGAUUCUGACGGUAACUGUGUAUCAGUUGGAAUUACUGCACUAACUUUGAGGGCCAUACUCAAGGACUCCAAUAAUAACCAAGUCAAUGGCCUUAGUGGAAAUACAACAAUUCCGUUUAGCAGCUGUUGGGCCAACUACACAGACCUUACUCCCCUUAGAACAGGAAAAAAUUAUAAGAUUGAAUUUAUACUGGAUAAUGUUGUUGGGGUAGAAUCCAGAACUUUCAGCCUGCUGGCAGAGUCUGUCUCUAGCAGUGGCAGCAGCAGCAGCAGCAACAGCAAAGCAUCAACUGUGGGUACAUAUGCCCAGAUAAUGACUGUAGUAAUUAGCUGUCUGGUUGGAAGAAUGUGGCUCUUGGAAAUAUUUAUGGCUGCAGUUUCAACUUUGAAUAUAACUUUAAGAAGCUACUAAAGUGCUGUUCCGAAGAAUAGGCUGAAACAAAAAUAUAAGAAUUAUUAGCUACUUUGUUGGGCAAUAGGCAAAAGUCUAUAGCAUUUUCAUGAAAAUAUACUAAAAAUAUUUUUAUGAUAUAUAAAAUGUACUAAUUAGCUUUAAACACUAAAAUCAGAUUUCUUCAAAAUAUAAAUUUGUUUUGAUUCUUUAUAUUUAUAUGUUUUUAUUUCAUUUCAAUAAACUUCCAGAAAUUUGUCAUUUGGAAGUAGAUAUGACACCUCUAAGUUAUUGUACCAACAAAUCAUAGAAUCCUUUAAAUAAUGGAAAGAGCUUGUCUAGUUCCGACUUAAGCUCUUUACAUCAGAUUGGAAGCAUUUUAAGUAUUCUUUUUAAUACUUGAGGGGGGGGGUUCUUAUUUUCUCUAUCCAUUUACAAGGUUUUGAUUUCCAAUAAUCUAAGCCAUUCUAGUUUCUAAGGAUUUUGGAGAGACGAGAUUGUCUUCACACAAUCUGAGAUGACAAUCUCAUCUCAGAUUUUUCACACUGAGUUCCUGUCUUUCAGAUUCACAGUAAUCCCAGGAAUUCUAGACUGUCCUGUAUUUCUGGAUCUGCCCAACUCUGGCCAAUAUUGGGAAAAGUUUUCUUGUCCUUGGAAUGAACUUUUGGAACAAGUCCAAACUCCUUCUCUGCCUACCCCUCCUUCCCACUCAAAACUGCCACUACUAAGAGCAGGACUCCCCUCAACCCCGGGCAUGAGUUGAGGGUUGAGGGGUUCCCUUAACUGGUGGAUGCUUAUUCACUGUUUACUGGAUGAAUGAAGUAUAAAGUGUGGGAAGUCAACAACAGAACAGAACUUAUUUUCAAGAAGAUAAAUUAGAGAAUGCAAAAAAGCUACAGACUAAGGUAGCUAAGUUAACCGAACUCUCUAACAGUAUUGAAAAUAGCAAUUCUUUACUCAGAAAAUUCUAAAGGGAAUACUUAAUUUGACAGAACUCCUAAUAAAGACAUUGUAGCCAGAUCCAGAGCCUUCCAGCAAGUGACACUCAGCAAACAUUUGGGACAGCUGAGAGAAUUCAACAAAGCCCAUACCGUUGUCUCUUGUAUAACAUCUCCUAGUACAUUCACCUCAGAUCAUUGUUAGUCUUACUUAGCAGAAAAUGUAUAAACACUUACCAGGUAGUAAAAUCAAAUAUCUUGGUAUAAAUGUGGCAUUUCAUUCACUUGAGCAGUAUCUGUUGGGUGUUCUAGUAAGUAGGAAGGCUACAAGAAAUAAGAUGCUAUGCCUUCCCUCGAAGAGUUUUCAGGAUAUUUGGGGAAAGAAUGGAAACAGACCAUUUCAAUACAACAUGAUCACUGUCUCAGGGAGAGAGAGACAGAGAAAGACAGAGAGAUAGAGACAGAGACAGAGAGGGAGGGGGAGAGAGAGAUAGAUAGAGAGAGAGAGAAAGCAUGAGGUUGCUAGCAAUAUGGAGGCCUUAAGCCUUGUUCAGGAGGGCUACCUAGAAGAGCAGUGGAAGAAAACUGGGAGAGGACCACUGAAGGCCUAGGGGCUACAGAAAAAAUUCAAAUGAACAGCUGGAAUGGAAAUAGUCACAAUUUUAAGGGAAUUGCAGGUAAGAGGUCCCUGACAAGGUAGUCUUCAAAGUAUACAUGAAAGCCCCUUCAUGAGGAACAUUUGCCAUGUCCAGAGAGCAUUGAUACUUCAUUGUACAGCACCAGGUAACAGAGCACUUUUAUACUCCCCUCAGUUCCAACCCUGGUGGGGUGAAAAACCUCUGUUCCUGGGAUAGGGAGGGGGAAAGAGACCCAACAUGGGCCAUUUCACGCUGAGACUUAAAAAUCAGUCUUCCUAAGGCAAAUCUAGUUUACUGUUCAUUCCGUGAUACUUCCUUUCUGUUGGAAAACUAAAUUCCAAAAACUGCAAUUCCAGCAUCUAUGGAACAAAUUCCUACAUUUGGGUUCUGGAAGAGAUACAAAAAUAUUCUUCACACCAGAACAUUGUAAAAGCCAUAAAAUUGUCCACCAUCUGUAUUCUUUUCUUACCUAAAGGUUUAAUUCAGCCCACUGGAGUUUUUUGUCAAGAUUUUUUCUGUCAGUUUUUAAUAAGGAAAUUUUCUAAUACAAGUUAUAUGGCAGUAAAAGGAAUUUCUAAAAAUUGCUUCUUAGCCACACAGACUUUGUUAAAAAGUUCCUGUUUUAACUGCUUUAGGCUUCUGGCUGUCUGCUUUUUAAGAACAUUCUAGAAUUAUCAUAAUAAUUCCUUAUUCCAGAUAAAUUACAAUUUAAUUACUACUUUUAAAAAUGCUUGAAUUAUUGGAAUCCAUGGGCAAUACAUCUUCACAUGUCCCUUAUUCAUAUGCUAAGCAAGUUUUAUUUUUGCUUUUUUUUUGCAUUUAAAUAAUAUUUCUCUGAACAUUCUGUCUCAGAAAUUGAUGUUUAAAUUCUUAAAAAUAAUUUGUAUUGUAAGAAGUGGCUAUCUAGCUCUUGAACAAGUCAUAAAAAUCCUUUGAUGUGUGAAUAUUCUUCUACCUAAGACCUGAAAUGUUGGCGAAGUAAAUAUGUUGUUCCAAUUUUGGUCAAAGUAAGAAACAGAGAAUAAAAAGUUAAUAAGAAUAGCUUCUUGUAUUUCUCAUAGUAAGUGAAAUGUUUAUAUCUUGUACUACUGUCUCUACUCAUUCCUAAAUUCCAUCACCUUGUGAUCAUUGCAAUGACUUCUAGAUGGUCCAUCUGUUUUUACCUUUUAUCCAUUUUAUCCCCAAAAGUGCUAUUUAAAAUAUCCCUAGCACUAAUAAUAACAAUAAUCAAUAAUAAAGUAAAGGUUUAUCACAUGUUCACUACAUGCCAGACACUAUGCUGUGUGUUCUACAUGGACCCUUUCCUUACAGCAAUCCUAUGAGGAUAACCUUAUUCCCUUCUCCAAAUGAGGAAACUUGAAAUGUUGAAGGGUUAGGUUAAAUUCCCAAGUUCACAGAGCUACUAAUGGUAAAGCUGGGAUUCAAACACAGACAAUUUAACUCCAGAGCCCAAAUUCCAACAUUUAAUUGCUUCCCACUUUUCCUCAAGCAUGGGCAAGUGCUUCAUUGGGAAGAGUUUUUAAUCCAAAUUCCUGUUCAAAUUCUUGGUUUCUACUUUACCACUUCUAUGCCCUCAGGCAAGUUCUUAGUUUCCAUUAUUCUCAGUUUCUUCAACUGUAAAAUGUGGAAAGUGUGACAUCUGAAGACUGAUGGUAUCAUAUAUAUGACAUGUAACACAGUGCCUAACAGGCGGUAAAAUGAUAGCCACUCUUGUUUUUAUUUCCAUAAUGUGGCCUAUAUCAUGUCAAUCCCUGGCCCAGUAAACCAUUAGGCUUCUUAUUACACUGGAACAGUGCCUGGCAUGUAAUAAGCACCAUGUGAGUGCUAAUUAUUAGAAUUAUUGGCUGGGCACUGGGCCACCUAGAACAAAGACAAUUUCCCAGCUUCACUUGCAGUGAGACUGAUCAAUUUCUGUGCAGUGGGUUACAAAAACAGACAUUAUCUCGUGGCAUAUUCUAGAAACUGACCUUAAAACAUAGCUAUUAUGCAUCCCUUUGCCUUUUCUUCAUCCCUUUCUGUUUUUCCAGCUACAUGGAGCAAGAUGGCUCCUGAGACCUGGAGGAUAAAGGCCAGUGCCUUUUAUUGCUCCAUAACUUGUGUUAGAAAAUCUCCUUACUAAAAAUCUACAGAAAAAUCUUGACAAAAAAAAAAUUCCAGUGGAUUGAAUUAAAACUUUAGGUAAGAAAAGACUAAGAUGGUGGACAAUUUUAUGGCUUUUACAAUGUCCUUGUGUGAAGAAUAUUUUUAUACCUCUUCCAGAACCCAGAGAGCUCAGCUGAAAGGAGUUUGGGUUCCUGACAUUGUGGUGCCCUAUACCAGCCCUUGCUCCUUUAGGGUUUCAUUGUUAUUUGGUGGUUAUCCUAAAUCUCCUGCUUUCAUCAGAUGUCUGAGAUGGCAAAAUUUGGAAGGAUCAAGAGAACAGAGAGUUAAUCCUUCCUAAUGGGAAAGGUGGACAAUGCCAAGGUUAAAAUACCACAUGCAUCUUUGAGUUACUACUAUACCCUCCCGAAUGGAAAUGCUUCAACUUUAAUCUGAGGCUAGGCGCAGUGGCUCACGCCUGUAAUCCCAGCACUCUGGGAGGCCAAGGCAGGCGGAUCACGAGGUCAGGAGAUCGAGACUAUCCUGGCUAACACAGUGAAAUCCUGUCUCUACUAAAAAUACAAAAAAAUUAGCCAGGCAUGGUGGCGGGCACCUGUAGUCUCAGCUAGUCGGGAGGCUGAGGCAGGAGAAUGGUGUGAACCCAGGAGGCGGAGCUUGCAGUGAGCUGAGAUCUCGCCACUGCACUCCAGCCUGGGUGACAGAGCGAGACACAUCUCAAAAAAAAAAACCCAAAAAACUUUAAUCUGAAUCCAUUAUGUGUUGGGUUGGGUUGGGGAACCUACCAAAACAGUGGGAGAGUCUUGCCCUUUUUCUAAGAUCAUCAGUGGGCAUUUUCAGCUUCCCCAUUAUGGUAGUAGCUGCAAGGAGUGUUCAGUCUCCAGUGAAAGAAAUAUUAAGAUUUAUUCCCCCAAUUUCCCCUCCCCAGAGAGUAGCUACAGACACACUGUGUAAGACCAAAUAGGAAAAGUCUGCCACAGGGGACACAGUAGGUACUUGAAUACUUGUGGGCAGUCUAACCAGCUACAAACCUCUUGUUGCCGUACUUGCAAGUCCUAAUACAGUACUGUAGUUAUUAUAAUUCCAUCAUUCUGAAAUUAGAAAGAUGGUCAUGGAGAAACUGUUCUAAGAACGCCAUUCACCCAUGAAUGUGACUUUAUUAGAGGUUUUUUUUUUAGGUUAAGGACUAUGUAUUCUUUCAAUUUCUCUAAAGUGCUUAGCACACACUCUGCCCAUGGUAAGUGUUAAAUAAACUUUCUGAUAAACCAAUGAUUGGGUAGCAUGAUGAAACUUUUCCUAUCCUGCUUUUUGAGAUUAAGAAAUCUUUUAAAAAUAUUACAGAAACUGCACUUUAUCCUGACUUACAGCCUUAAUGUUUGAAGUAGCAGUGUAUAAAAUUCACACCCAGUUAUAGACUGAGUAAUUAUAGUUGCUAUGGUAAUGGGCUCUGUGCCUAUGAGCAAAAAAAAAAAAUUCCUUUUGUGCAAGAUAUUUAUGACUGUGCCUGGCUACAUGGCAAUAGUAUUUUCCUUUGGUUUUUCAUUACAGUAACUUAUGCAUUUAGGCAGAUGAUCCUUUAUAUAUGUAAACGCUAUAAAUUCUUAGGAAGAAAAUAAAUUUAUUAAGUUUUUCACAUCAAAAAUUUCUAGUAUGAUUAUGAGUUCAAUUUUCAAGUGAAAGUAAUCCUUAAAGGAUUUAAUUUCAAAUAAGAACUACGUACAAAAUAUAGAUUUAAAUUAAUUUUCACUGUAUGAAAUGUACAGUAUACAUAGACCAACUCCUUUAACAAGAAUUUCUGGUAUGUCUUAAAGGGCAUGGGUGGUUAGAGGGAGAUCCCCAAACAAACAAUUCAAAAUUAAGAGUUUAAAAAGCAACAAUCAAGACACAUAUCCUCCUAAGUGAAUUUGAAUUAGACACUGGAAAAUUUAAAAAGGUCAGUUACUAUGAAGAAGGUGUAACAAUAUUUAUAUUAAUCAGACAGCAAAGUAACAAACUGACUUAGAGGAAGGAAAAUAGUAAAAUACAAAAGACUAAGUUAGCAGAUCAUUUUGAUAUCCAGAUGUGCUGAAAUGAUGGACACUGAGAAGAAAGAAUAGACAAAACUUGGCAACAGAUCUUGGUAUGAAAUAAAUAUCCCAUGAGUAGUACAUAAAAGCCUGGAGAGAGAGGGGAAGGAUUGUAAGUGUCAUAGUUCUGACAGCUGCUCUUUCAUCCUAUGCCUUUAAAACAAAGGGAACAAAGAAGGGAACAAAGAAGGUAGAAGCGGGGGUAUGGAGGGUUGACUUCUGGCUGUCCCUCCCUGUUUCCCUUUGUUAAUAUAUUGCUAGUAGACAUGUCUACUUCUGGUUGCUGAUGACAUAAAAUUCACCUCUAUUUCUUGGAAGCACUAUUCCAUGUUGUGAGCUAAAGGGGAUUGUACUGAUCUUGAAGAUAACAAAUCUGCCUGCUUCAAAGGUUUCACCGAUUUUAUUGCUGUGUUUCCAACACAUUUCCACAUAUGGUAUGAUAUUUAAUUUGCAAAAUAAAUCCGUAAAGCAGGAAUUACUAACCUAAUUUUGCAGAUGAGAAAACUGAGGCUUAAAGUUGUUCAAGGUCAAAGUCACGAUGUCCAUCAUGCUGUAGCUCAAUGAAUGAGUCUCACAUUGUUUCAUGUUGUUUUAUUUCUACUUUCUCAAUCCAUGUACAAGAUAGAUUUACAAACUACUGUUUUAUGUUGGUUGUAUGAAUUUCAAUACAUUUACUGUUAGAAAUAACAAAAGGUCUUAGACUGCCAGAUGCUGUUCCCAUCAACUCUACUUAAUUCAUAAUAUAGCUGAACUCUGUCAUAAAUCUAAUAACGAUGUGGACAUUAGCCAGAAGUAUGAUGUGGCUGAACCUCACCACUGAACACAAAAUGAGAAUUCACCUCAUCUUUUCAUUUGAAUUUAUUUCUACUAAAAUAUAUGUAUUAUUUUUCUUGAUUUCUAACCAGGCCCCUUCUGAAGAAAACUGGUUAACUCUAAAUUGUUACUAAAUUUUGAAUCUUCCUGUAUUUAGCAAUAAAAGUUACUGCUAAUUGUAAUAACAAUUAUGAGGAAAAAUUUAUUUAAAUGCUUCAUAGAAAGUUAAUUUUCAUUUAAUAGAAAAGAAAUAAAAAAUCUGCUUCAGACUGUUUGAUUUCUCUAUUAGGCAAUUGACCCUAACUAGUAUAUGGUGAUUUUGAGUAUUAAAAAAGAAGUUAUAAUUUUCCAGAAUAUUAAUGUUUAUUAUUUUGAAAGCAAGUAAAAUUCUCCAGUAGGAAGAUUAAUAAAACAAUUCAUUAAAAUUCUCAUCAGAAAAUCCUAUGCUUUCAAAUGUAUCUGCUCAAAGAUGUCACUCUAUGUGCGGCAAAGCUUUGUUUUACUUGAUCAAGAAAUGAAUGUGACUUUAUGAUCUUGUAUUCAACUGUGAACAGCUGCUCAUUAAUAAAAAGCCAUUAAAGUCCAA